This is a messenger RNA of Scomber scombrus (Atlantic mackerel), 2184 nucleotides long. It is a transcript of the gene dcst2, whose product is annotated as DC-STAMP domain containing 2. NCBI's taxonomy places the organism in Eukaryota, Metazoa, Chordata, Actinopteri, Scombriformes, Scombridae. The record is from RefSeq and is a predicted model, not a curated record. The coding region runs from base 1 to 2184 and encodes 727 amino acids. The transcript has 15 exons. Gene Ontology annotation, cellular component: membrane.
AUGAAAGCUGAGGUCAAAGUUCAGCUGAGAGGAGGCGGAGCUCUGAUCAGGUCAGCAGGAAGCCGCUGCCUCAGGAGGAAGGUCAAAGGUCACCUGAUGGAGGCGGGGCGGAGCCUGGCGGCCUUUGUGUGUGGGCUGCUGCUGGCGUGUGUGUACGGCGCCACAGCGCUCUUCCUGCAGCAGCAGCCGCUGUGGGUCAGCGUGUACGGCACGCUGGCCGUCGCCUUCAUGGCAGCGUUCGGGAUGGGUCUGUCUGCCAGCGUCAGGGCCGACGUCAUGGUUACGCUGCCCUCCCUGUGCUCAGCUCACGGGAGGAACUUCCUGCUGCUCCUCAGCGUGUCGCUGCUGCUCGCCGCGCCGCUCAGCAACACGCUCCGAAACACGGAGCGAGCCGCCACCAGCCUGCUGUGUGGAGCCGAGCUCACAGCCAAUCAGACGCAGGAGUUGCUGCAGAGAGCAGCCACGCCCCUCUUCUCGGUGUUGGACAGACUCUCAGAGAUCAGCAGUAACGCUGUAGCUGUUGCAGGAAGAGUUCACAACCUCGUCCACGCUCUGACUGACAGCAUCCGCCAUGUUGCUCGCACUCUGAGGAACGUGCUUCACUUCCUGGUGGACAUCGGAGACGUGUGCAACGCAAAACUGGGCUCUCCGUACAGGAAGUGCCGCGCGGUGUUCGCCGAGGCUCGAGACGACUGCUCCGACCUGCUGGGAGACUUCAACUUCCUGUGUGACAUCAUCAGCGGCUUCCUGCCACUCUGCCAGCUGGCCCGCGUUGGCGAGCUCUUCUGCAUCAUCCCGUCCUUCAUCGGCCGCCAUCUGAGGACUCGUCUGGCAGCUCCCACCGUUGCAGCGUUUGAGCGCCUGAAGCGGGAGUUUGACUUCAACAUCUCAGCCUCGGUGACCUUUGACCUCGAUGCCAACAGCAGCCGCUCUCUCCAGCAGGUGACUCAGGACAUCAUGGAGGAAGUGACAUCAGAGCUGCAGGUGUUUCAUAGGCUGAGCGAGCUGCUGGCGUACGGCAGCCUCGUCCUGCUCGCCUGCUCCUUCCUGAGGGCGCGGAGGUACAGGAAGCGGUACCUGCGUGAGGUCGACUUCGACAACGUUUACAUCAGCGCUGCUUUCGAAGAGUUUGACCAACAGUUGUCGUCAGUGGGCGGAGCCUCGGUCCUGCCAAUCACACGCAGAGAGGCCAAGACCUACAUCAUUCCAUUGGCGUGGCAGCUGACCAAUAGGGAGCGGCGGGCGGUUCUGGUGGGCGUGUCCUCGGUGCUCAGACACAUGGUGAUGGGGGGCCUGCUGGUGGUUCUGGACUUCCUGGUGUUCUGGAUGCUGGAUCAGGUGCAGCACCAGGUGAAGGAGGACGUGGUGGCCAGAGCUCCGGUCACGGUGGCGGUGCGGGUGAACGGGUCGGGUUACGCCUCCGACAUCUUCAGAGACCUCGUGGCGUCUUUUAACAUCCUGCAGGGGGGCAACGUCACGGUCAUCAGCAGGAAGUGUCUGCUUCCGCCGUCAGAGCCCGACCAAUCGGCAUGCUUUAUCCUAGGACUCGUGUUGGGUCUGGCUCUGCUCGUAUCUCUGAGUUCAGGAUUCAUGCAGCGCUGCAGACGCCUCGUCUGUUCCUCCGUCCACCCGCACAGAGAGCAGGAGAGGAUCCAGUUCCUCCAUCAGCUGAUCCUGGAUCAGAGGACGGCUGUGGGCAAAGCCCUGCGGAGGUUACCUGGAGGGCGUCACCUGUGUGACCUGCUGGGCCUGUCAGUCAGCUGUCUGGCCUGUGGUGAGGGGGCGGGGCCAGAGGAGGACACCAUGGUCACCUGUGACGCCCCACAGUGUCCAGGUGUGUUCUGUCGGCCAUGUUUCCACAGUCUGGGAAACACGUGUGUGGUCUGUGUGCGACCUCUGACCUUUCAGGAGGACGGCGAAGACGAGCUUGAAGCAGACGUGACCGACCAGGACCGACUCAGGUCCGAAGAGUCCACAUCCUCGGCCCCAUCGGACUGCCUCCAGGGUCAGUUCCUCACCACCGUCCUGGUCCACAGACACGACUCUUCAACCGCAACCAGGACCCUCCAGGACCCUUCAGGACAGUCCAGGACCCUGCAGCACCCUCCAGGACAGUCCAGGACCCUGCAGCACCCUCCAGGACCCUCCAUGACCCUCCAGGACGUAGGCCCUCUGUGGGUUUGA